UUUUCCCGGCCCUUCCUCUUCCCUGUUUCAUCCCCUUCCCGCAUUCGCAGCGCUUCUCCCAAUCCAAAUCCAAUUCUCUCUCCUCCUCCUCCGUCCUCAUGGAUUCGUAGUCUUGCUCGAAGGAAGAGGGACCAGGAAGGCAUAACAUAGAUACCAAAGAAGGAGAUGGAGAGCUCCAACUGCAUGGGACUCAUGGUGGUCGUCGCCGUCUCCAGCAGCGUCGCCCUCGUCGUCCUCCAGAUCCACAAGCGCCUCGCCUCCGAUUUCAUCAAGAAGCUCGAAUCCGAAAUCGGUCGUGAAAGGAACAGGCCGAAGAAGAAGGUGAGGUUUGCCCCCGACGUGAUGGAGCCGUCGUCGAACAAUAAGGAGUAUCGGAGGCGUAGGAUGAUGUCGUCCCUGUAAAGUAUCGGUGGAGUUGGCCGAGAUUUUGUUGUACAAAGUAACAAAAAUACACUACUUUUUUGUGGAAUAUUUUGUUAUAGGGCAAAUCGGAAGGAUUAGUCUGUUCUGUAUCUGAAUCCUCUUAGAUUCAUGUCCCUGUCAAUACGCCCACACCUACAUGUUGAAGGCAACAGCUUUGUGCCAUCUGCUGAAUCAUAGCUGCGACUGUGGAUUCCCUGGAUUCAA
Musa acuminata subsp. malaccensis (wild Malaysian banana) is the source of this 627-nucleotide messenger RNA. The record is from RefSeq and is a predicted model, not a curated record. Lineage: Eukaryota; Viridiplantae; Streptophyta; Magnoliopsida; Zingiberales; Musaceae.